Messenger RNA from Oncorhynchus masou masou (cherry salmon), 1465 nucleotides. RefSeq names its product NEDD4 family-interacting protein 1-like. NCBI's taxonomy places the organism in Eukaryota, Metazoa, Chordata, Actinopteri, Salmoniformes, Salmonidae. Gene Ontology annotation, cellular component: Golgi apparatus; endoplasmic reticulum; perinuclear region of cytoplasm. Bases 144 to 776 code for a protein of 210 amino acids. Gene Ontology annotation, molecular function: WW domain binding. Gene Ontology annotation, biological process: ubiquitin-dependent protein catabolic process; positive regulation of protein ubiquitination; vacuolar transport. The transcript has 7 exons. The record is from RefSeq and is a predicted model, not a curated record.
UGACGUUACAAGCUCGCAGAGAAAGAGGGGAGGGACUUGAGCAGACAGCGUCCCAAUAGUUUAUGUUUCCGUUAUACUUUCUGUAUUGAAUACAUUGACAAUCGCUUGUUUAAAUUCAAAGAUUUGAGUCUGUUCAUAUUAGGAUGGCUGAGCCGUGUGCUAGAUAUCAGCAGCUGCCCAAUGAAGAGGAGCCAGAGGAGGCUCUCCAGGUGGCUGCUGAUGCCCCACCCUCUUACAGCAGCAUUGCAGAAGAAAAUGCAGCUUAUUUUGACUGCAAAGAAAAUGGGGGUUUCCCCAAUCCACCAUCAUACAACGUGGCCACAACGCUCCCUUCCUAUGACGAGGCAGAGAGAACCAAGGCUGAAGCCCUUGUUCCCUUGGUAGCUGGAAGGGAUGAAGACUUUGUAGCCAGGGACGACUUUGAGGAUGCAGACCAGCUGCGGAUAGGGAACGAUGGCAUUUUCAUGUUGACCUUUUUUAUGGCAUUCCUUUUCAACUGGAUCGGCUUCUUCCUGUCCUUCUGUCUGACCACGUCGGCAGCAGGCCGCUACGGGGCCAUCUCUGGCUUCGGCCUGUCACUCAUCAAGUGGAUCCUCAUUGUCCGGUUCUCCACCUAUUUCCCUGGGUACUUUGAUGGGCAGUACUGGCUGUGGUGGGUGUUCCUGGUAUUGGGAUUCUUGCUCUUCCUCAGAGGAUCCAUCAACUACGCCAAGAUCCGUAAAAUGGCAGACUCCUUUUCUAGUCUCCCGCGAACCAGAGUCCUUUUCAUCUACUAAAAGGGGAAAUCUGAACUCUUCUUUAGAAGUUCGCUAUCUGGCCUCGACUCCAUCACGAAAAACAGAGAGGAAACACCUCUUGUUUUGCUGCCGAUAAAUCUGACAAUCAUUUCUAUGUCUCUUGACGUAAACUAGUGGAUGCUGACAAUUCUGUAACUAUUCAAUCAUUAGUGGUUUAUUUCAAGUGCUGUUUGGAAUCAAGUCUGCGACGCAGAAAUGAUGCUUAGACUAACCUGCACAUUGACUCUGUACCGGUACCCCCUGUAUAUAUCCUCAGUAUAGUUAUUUUAUUAUAUUUGAUUUUUGUAUUAUUAUUUUUUUUACUUUAGUUUAUUUAGUAAAUAUUUUCUUACCUGCAUUGUUAAGGGCUUGUAAGUAAGCAUUUCACGGUACAGUCGACACGGUACGGUUGUAUUUGGCGCAUGUGAUAAAUAAAAUUGGAUUUGAUUUAUAUAAUUUGUAUUAUCUGUUUAACAAUGGCAUGUACUGUUCCUGUUAAACAAUAGGGGGCAGUAUUUGUCUUUUUCUCUGUCCUCUUUCAAAGUGUUUGAUAUGGAGACAGCUCGGCUCUAUGCUGACCCUGUGAAACUACCCAUAGAGUUAUGUCUGUGAAUAGGAGCAUUGAGUGAAAUCUAUUAAUGUAUAUGAUAAUGAGAUUAAAGUUAGUCUUUUCAAGAUGUAGCCUUCAA